AUGACUCCAGCAGAGGCUAGAGCAAUUGUACUUAGAGCUGCCAGGAGGAACGGAUGGAUCAGUCAGGAGGAUCGUGACAACUCAGCCCCCGGAACAUUAGAAGCGCUUGAAAACACCAGGGAGCAGCUCGGAGAUGCACUAGAAAUAAUUUCUCACGAUCUUAGCUCCGCAAAUGCGCGUUUCGCUUUGGAAUUAGUCCAGAAUGCCGAGGACAAUAAAUUCACUCGAGCACAACAGCUCGGCCAGCAACCUUAUAUCAGGUUUAAAGUGCAGCCCACAAGUAUUGUUGUGGAAUGCAAUGAGGAUGGUUUCGUAGAGGAAAAUGUCGUUUCGAUAUCCAGGAUUGGAAGGAGCUCAAAGAGCAAAGAUCGCGGAUACAUCGGCGAGAAAGGGAUCGGAUUCAAGUCUGUCUUCCAGGUCGCAAGGGCAAUUCAUAUUCAAUCGAAUUCGUUCUCUUUCUCGUUUCGGUGUGGAGAAGGUGCCACCAGAGAUAAGCUUGGGAUUGUCACCCCUAUUUUAGAGGACGAACUCAUUCCUGUCGACGCACGUCCACUCACCCGAAUGACUUUGACUCCCUUCCAGGCCGAGGAAGCCAUCCCCUACGCCUCCUUGGUGGCUCAGUUCCAGCAAGAUAUUCCCGACAACCUUCUAUUAUUCUUAUCCACACUUACAAAAAUUGAAAUCCAAUGUCGGCAUCUAGAUGGAAGAAGCACCCUAACAACUUUCAGGAAGAUAGAGAGGGAUGAUGGUAGAAUGGUCCACUUAGUCAAGUCUGUGGAAGAUCUUCACCACUCAGACGACACUUCGGUUACGGAAAAUCCACCAGAUCAGUAUUAUAUCACAAAAAGAGAUAUACCUCAACUUACUUUGCACGCGUCUCGACCUAAUAUUCAUUCGUGCGAGGUGGUCUUGGCAUUCCCUGUGGAUGAGGCUUCUCGGCCACUCAUAUCAAUGCAAUCUUGCUUCGCUUUCCUUCCAAUCCGUAGAACUAAUUUCAGUUUCAUAAUCCAAGCUGAUUUUAUCUUGCCCGCGAAUAGAGAAGACGUUCUCAACUCAGCUCGAAACACAGAUAUUUUACGGGGUGUAGCGGAGACUUUUCGAGAUGCCGUUCUCCAAUUUGUUAGCAGUGAUUCUCCACUUCGUUACAAAUGGAUAAAAUACUUACCCAGUGGCCAAUCACUUGGUAGAGUGUGGGAGGUGCUACCAACCGAGAUCAUUAGACUUCUGCGUGUGGAAAAUAUACUCUAUUCCCAAGAGUUUCCAACACCCUGUCAGCCAAAUAUGUUACGGAUUUUACCACCGACUCAUCUGGAUUCUUCUGGACUACCUUUAUUUCAUGAUCGGCCCGAGGUAAAUAGGAAGUACCUCUCCCUGCGGUAUGACCCUGAGGAUAUUGAUGUGCUUCGCGAUGUGUUUGGUAUCCAUGAUAUCAACGAUAUGCAUAUGUACCACAGAAUAAAGCAAGAUUUAGAAAGUGGCAGUUCGAAAAUGAUGUGUCGCGAGACUGACGACGAUUGGCAUUCCCGUGCGGCUUCGCUCAUAUUAUCAAUUCUGUCUAGAUCCUCGAUCGGACUCAUAAAUAUGAUUCGAGAAUUGCCCCUGAUUCCCAUGAACAAUGGGGAAUGGGUGGACGCCUCGGAGGAAGAACUGUACUUCCCGGCGGCAAUUGGACCUGAGAUACCUGGAGAUCUCAUCACCACCGUGGAUCCUGGUGCGUCAACGAAUAGCUCUCGGAAAGCCUUGUUCACAGCACUUGGUGUUACUGGUAUCCGGUCCCAAACAGUGGUCGACCAGUUGUUAAGAUAUUAUUUGCAAAGUGGUGGAGCGUCCGAUUUGUCCUUCUCCAUGACACAUGUCAGCUAUUUAUAUUGGCAUCUUGAGAACAGAGAUGACCCCAGACUCUCACUAGUUUGGCUCUACGGAACAAAUGGUAGGCAGGUAACAUCUCGGCGGAAUUUCAUGUACUUCCAAACUGCAGAAGAGUAUGGUUCAUAUGAGCUUCUAAAAGCUUAUGAACACCCAAGAGAUCCCAGCAGAAACAUACCCGAGUGUGUCGUGUCAUUUUUGAAAUCUGAAUAUACGACUUUGUUCCCACCAUCUACCCGGCGACAUGGUUCAUCAUGGUUGAAAUGGCUAGAGAAAGGCUUGGGAGUACGCCGUAUACCAAGACUUAAAUUUGACGGCGGAUCCCUAUCAACUGAGUUCCGACAUAUCAUACGAUAUCGACCCGAUAAGAUUAUCGGCACGUUGAAGAAGCACUGGGAUGAUUAUGUUGCCGAUAUGAGCCCUCCAAUCGUGGAUACCUUAUCCCAGUCAGAGGUCACUUGCUUAGGAGGGCAGCUCAGAGCCUUGAAAGACACAUACCUACCACUGCAAGACUUGAAAGACAGGGCUCAAACGUUAGGCAUUGGCCAAGAGUUUCCGUUCUUGAUGGUAUCAGGCGGUUUAGAAGCGAAUACGGUACUUCGAGAUUGGAUAUUUCUUGACGAAUUUGAGGUGGGAUUUGAGCCGGAUCUCAAUUUUUACGUAGAAGUUCUACGGCAGCAUAAAACACGCAGAUACCUUACUUGGGGAAGUGAGAUAAGAGAGAAAAUAUUGAAAACCUACGAAUUAAUCGCAGACAACUGUAGUGACAACCAGAGAGAAGGGUUGUGCGAGGAGAUCGACACACGAAAACUGAUAUUAGAUCCUUGUUCAUUUCAAGAAAAUGCAUCCGGUCCCACCUGGAUUGAUAUCCAAAGUUGCGCCUGGCGUGGUCCUGUUGAUUUGCUGGCGAAGAAGCCGCUGGCAGAAGUUCCGGAAUAUCGAAACAACAGAAAACUGUGUAAAUUCUUCCGUGAAAUUCUUGAUAUUGAAGAUACAACUUGGCGAGACUAUUUAGAAAUGGUUUCAAAUCUUAGGAGACUGACAAGAUCGUCUCCGAAUCUGCCCGAAACGGCGUUGAGGCUAUAUCAUCUCUUAUUGAGCGACGAUCGAAGCACGCCGAAUUGGACGGAAAUUAGCGAACGCUUCCAGACUGAAGGAUUGAUCUAUAUACCGUCAACCUCGAGUUGGGUUUCACCUUCUGAAUGCCUCUGGGACAGUCCUGUCCCAGUAGAUGGCAAAUCACUUAUUCUCCAGUCUUAUCCUGAGGAGCUCAAACUUUUCUUCUUGGAACGGUUACAAAUAUGUCCAGCUUCUUUGAGCACGCUGGUAGAAGAACUCUUCGCUCUUGCGACACGACAUCCUACAGUGCAGAGAGUCAAGCAAUUAAUCUGGGCAAUCAAUGGGAUGAGACCAAAGCCAAAUGAUUUAGAUAUCCUGUCAACAUGCAACUUUCUUCCUGUGAGAGUUCCACAGCCUGGAGCAGCUCACCAAAUAGAGUUUCAUGCCUGCCAUAGCGACUUCGCCAUCAUCGACAGAAUCAAACUCGCAGAAAUAUUUGAAGGCCGCGUAGAAUUUUUAGACUUUAGCUUGGAAGAAAUCCUACAGUUGGAACCUUUUCUGGGAUCGCUGGGUUUGGGUAGCAAAUACUUGUCUCUGAUUUGCCGCGAAGAAACUGAUUGGGAAGGAGAGAGCUUUAUUGACGACAGACUAACAGCAGACUUCCAUGGCAGGGCGUAUGAUCUUCUCAGGUGCGCAGUCUCAUACCGGAGUGCAACUGCAACAUUAAACGCGCAGACCAUGUUAAACCAACUUCGCAGUGCAUCUAUCCUCAAGACAAAUGGCAUUUUCACAAAAUACACAAUUCAACGGUCCGGGGAAGACAUUACAAUACAGAUUCCCAGCGGUAACGUACGUAUCAGAGAGCAAGAAAACAGGUUGAAUGUUUCCGUGCCUGAAAAUAGGAGAGAGAGAACACUGUGUUAUUCUUUGUCAUUUCCCAAAGCGUUGACUAAACUCUUCCAAAUUCCACCGGCUGCCAGAGAGAUUAUCAGCAAUGUACUCAACAAGCCAAUCUACAUACUUGAUGAUAUCUUGGAGGCUGAAGGUAUAGGAAUGGUACCAGAUAUUGCUCCUCCGCCUCGACCAGCUGCUGAAGAUUCAUUGGAAGAAGGUACUAGCGAGCAGAACGUCAUAGCCGUUGAGGAUACUGUGGCUUCGUCUAGGAGUUCACAAGCUCAAAGAACACCGGCUUCCAGCGUCAGGCGCUCGCAUUCACCUCCUCCUGCAGACCAAAUCCAUGGCCCUCCAGAGCGGCUUAGUCCGGAGAUCGCUGAUGGGAGGACCUAUUACUCCCCUGAUGCCUAUCGAGACCUCCUUGGGAAUGUUAUUCGGCUUGCAGGCCAAACCAAUCUACCACAUCUUAAUUCUAGGGAAAUAGUGGGUAAUACCCAAUUCCUCCAAGGGUUCGACCGUGUGAGAACGUUCGGCAUUCGUAGUCAGGGACAAAUGAAUCAUGACACCAAAAUCGGUGCGGCUGGAGAACUAUUUGUAUUUGAGAUGUUAUCCACUCUUGGUCUUCCACAGCUUGACUGGUCCAACUGGUCCAACUGGGAGAGCACCAUCCGUGGGCUUGUGGCAAUCCAUCCUAGGUAUACCGGUAUGGAAAACUGGCCAGGCAGAGAGACCGCCGAUAUUACUUACGACGACCAGUCGGGCGGUUUAACAGCGAUACUUAUUGAUAAAGGAUACUUGGACGGGCAAGUGUGGAGGGACGCCAGGCCGAAAUACUUCAUGGAGGUGAAAACAACGACGGGCGAGUGCGGUGACAGACUUUACAUAAGCAACAAUCAGUAUCAAUUGAUGCUGCGCUACACGUUCCCACCAGGUCGAUCAGUUCCGAAUGUUUACAUUAUCUUCAGGGUGUUCAACCUCGGUCGCAACAAUUUGAGUGUGAAGCUCUAUGUAGAUCCAGAAGCUCAUCGGCAGAGAGGCGAUUUGGUAUUUGAAUCCCAAACAUGGACCGUUAGGCCCCGGGUGUAA
Molecule: messenger RNA, 4905 nt
Organism: Venustampulla echinocandica
Lineage: Eukaryota; Fungi; Ascomycota; Leotiomycetes; Helotiales; Pleuroascaceae
Exons: 8
Coding region: 1-4905 (1634 amino acids)
Source: RefSeq, a predicted model, not a curated record